UUACAUAAUGCAAAAAAUAUCAUGAAAACAUAAUAGUUUUUUUUACUAAGAAAGUAAAGAUUACUUGUGGUACGAAUCAUUUACAAACUAAACUUGUUCAUAGGAGGUGAAUCAUAUAAUAUGGCAGAAGAAAUCAAUACACUGUUAGUCUAUGUCUAGCAGCAGCAGUAAUAAGGAGUUAUUUAUUUAAAUCUUUAUAUAUCCGAUUUAUAAUAUUUUUAAAUGGCUGCAUUUUCAUUAAAUAUCCAAAAACAUAUUGAAUUAAGUCUUGUAGCUAGUGGAAAAUUUGAUGGUUCUCAUGCUUGCUUAGUAGCUGUAACUUCUGGAGGAAAUGUUUUAGUGCACAGUCCUCAUAGACAACCUCAAAUUAAGAACAAUGAUUCUGAACAACCAGAUGGAAGAUUAUCUUGGAGUGGAGAACUCGCUGAAUUGCAAAUUGGUAGUCAGGUAACAGCAAUAUGCACUGGGCAUCUUGGAGAAGAUGAAAGAGAUAUUCUGUUAAUAGGAACUGGUACACAUAUUCUUGCUUAUAAUGUAGAAGAUAAUGCUGAUAUUUUUUAUAAAGAGAUGUCAGACGGUGCACUGUGUAUAACGAUAGGAAAACUUGGAUGGCUAUCUGAUCAAGUAGCAGUAGUUGGUGGAAAUAGUUCAAUAACUGUUUUAGAUUCUAAGGGAAAAGAAAUAUUUUGGACAGUGAUGGGGGAUAUAGUUACUUCCAUUGCAAUAUUUGAUUUUGAAGGCGAUCAUGAAAAUGAAUUGCUUAUUGGUACCAAAGAUUUCGAAAUAAAAUUAAUGAAAGAAGAUGCAAUAGUGUGGGAUACGAAAGAAACGGCAUCGAUAACUGCAUUAGCAGGGCUUUCAAACAAACAAUUUGCAUAUGCAGUUGGAAAUGGAACAAUAGGUGUUUAUGAAGUUGGUCAAAGACUUUGGCGAGUUAAAUCUAAACACAGAGCAGUGUCUAUACGAAGUUUUGAUAUAAAUGGAGAUGGUAUAUUAGAGCUCAUUACUGGAUGGAGUAGUGGAAAAGUUGAUGCAAGAUCAUGUAAUACUGGAGAUGUAAUAUUUAAAAUACAAUUAUCUACUAGUGUAGCUGGUAUCGUAGAAGCUGAUUAUAGAAGACAAGGUAGACCAGAUUUAGUUGCUGUAUCUACUUCAGGAGAAGUGCGUGGAUAUGCUUCUGGAACUUCAAUGGAUGCUCCAGAACCUGGUGAAAGAAUGCGUGAAUUAUUGUCUAAGAAACAAGCAUUGCAAAUGGAACUCCGACAAAGAGCUGCAUCAGUACCAAAUAUGUAUCAUCAUACAAAGUUGGCAGUUAGUUUAAUAUCAGCUAGAGGUGCAGCUCGUCUCGGUGUUGCAGCUGGACCAGGUCUUUUGGUUCAUUGUGCCAUAGUAUUUGCAGAAGGUAUAUUUGAGGGUGAAACACUUGUAGCUCAUCCAAGCAGGCCGCAAGGUGAAUUAGAAAUUGAAUUACGUCCUCCAAAAAAUGGACCUAUUGAUAUUCAUGUAAAAAUUAGUGUUGGUCCACCUGGUGCAGAUUUAUUACAAGUUUUUGAAAUGACAAGACAAUUACCCAGAUUUUGUAUGUACGAAAUUAUUUUAAAUCCAAAAGAAAUUUCUCAAAUGGAAAUAGAGAGUGGUAUUACUAUAGAGGUUGCUGAGAGAGCACAGCGUAUUGCACUAUGGUUGAAUCAAAGUCUUCUACUUGCAGAGGAAUUAGAAGUCGCGGAAGAAGGACCAAAUGCAGCAUCGAUUGAACUUUGGCUCCGUGGAUUAAGAGAUGACAAAGUUCAUUGUAUAACAGCAAAUCCUUUUGGAAAAAUAACAAUACUUACAGAAGACUCGACGUUUGCCGGUGAUAUAGUUCAAUCUUUAGCAAUGUAUUUGGGUCUUAGAGAGCUUACUUCAGAAGCUAAAUUUCCAAACGACGAAAGUAAGAUGCUGGAAGCUUUAGAAUGUGUCAAAGGUUUAAAAGAUGUCGAUGCGAAACUUCAAGCGGAAGCUGCUAGUAACGCUGUUCUUCUUAAAAGUGUUGUCAUUCGUUUAGAAGAUGCACGAAUAUUGCAAAAUGUAGAAGAAAUGAGAAAGAGAUUAUUACAAUUGAAAGCUAUUAACAGUGACCUAAUUAGAAAUCACGAAAUAAGAAUGAACAGUAAUCGAGAUCUUUCAACACAUUUGAAGGAAUUGAAUAUCGGCGUUCAGCGAGUCGCUAAAUUAAGGGUUGGAAAAGCUGCUACAAAUGCAGUUUCACGAUGUAGGACUGCAAUACAGGAUGAAAAUCCAAGGGCACUUGUUGCAGCAAUGCGAAAUGGUUGUCUGUGGUGUGGUGUCUUCUUCUUCUUCUUCAUCUUCUUCUUCUGCUUCUUCUUCGAAGACGUUCGUUGCGUAACUUCAAACAGCGGGGGAGGACUACACGCAGAAACGUUAAGAACGUUUUGUUAUAGGUGGAUUGAUAAUGAAAAAGAAGGUCAAUGGCUAGAAUAGUGUGCUGCAUAAACUUGGCAGGAAAUUAUUAUCAUAGUUGGCAUCGAUAUCAUCAACUACGUCGAGUAAUUGCAAUAUUUAAUCGAAUAUGCAUUUUAAUUUUAUCCCAUAAAUUAUGAUGAACAGACAAAAAACAUCUUCAUCAUCAAAUUUUCCUUUUCAACAUUUAUUUACGAAAAGGAAAAACAAAGAUGAUAAUUGAAAUUGUUCUUCUGGUAAAAACCUGCGUCAUUUGUAAAAGAUUAAUACCAUAAUUAGUUUUGAAAUCGUUAAAAAUAUUAUCAAAUAAUUGUCUGGAAGAGAAAGAAAUGUACUACCUAAUAGAAUGCAAUUUUUUUUCUGGUACUUUGUUCUUUUUCUUAUCAAUACGAUAGGACUGUACGAUUUGACAGUAGUACGAUAUCAUAGUUUGAUAUAAAAAUAAACGAUAUCAAAGUAUGAGACGGGAAUGACGAGUAUGUUUUCCAAAACGAUAUUAUUGAUAAGAGAAUUAUCCAUUUGUACGUUUUCUCAAUUAUGUCGACGCCAGGUCGAUGGAGAUUUGAACUUAGACCUCGUCACGAGAAAGAAGGAAGAAAUCUAUUAUAUUUCUCUUUCACUCUCUCUUUUGCUGAUUGUCUUGCAUGUUUUUUUGUUCAUCAACUUCUUUCGUUUAUCUUUGUAGUCUAAAUUUAACUCGUGCCUUUUUUUUUUUUCAUUUUUAUUUUAAACGAAAUUUCACAUCGGUCAAUUUUGAUUUCCUUUUUUUUUGUAUUUUUUAAAAUAUUAUUUAAUUUAAUUAAGCGUGUUAUAAAUUUAUUCGUGAUCGAAGUAUGAUAUAUGUAAUUGCGUAUGAGUUACAACGAAUUAU
Molecule: messenger RNA, 3331 nt
Organism: Polistes canadensis
Lineage: Eukaryota; Metazoa; Arthropoda; Insecta; Hymenoptera; Vespidae
Product: Bardet-Biedl syndrome 2 protein homolog
Exons: 12
Coding region: 223-2481 (752 amino acids)
Biological process (GO): non-motile cilium assembly
Cellular component (GO): BBSome; neuron projection; motile cilium
Source: RefSeq, a predicted model, not a curated record